Naumovozyma castellii is the source of this 1104-nucleotide messenger RNA. RefSeq names its product Apd1p (gene APD1). NCBI's taxonomy places the organism in Eukaryota, Fungi, Ascomycota, Saccharomycetes, Saccharomycetales, Saccharomycetaceae. The transcript has a single exon. The coding region runs from base 1 to 1104 and encodes 367 amino acids. The record is from RefSeq and is a predicted model, not a curated record.
AUGCACCCAAAUUGUCUCUUGGCAAAAAAUAACAAUGAGAUAUACAGAAUAUAUAAAAAAGGACAAUACAAUACAAGCACACACGAACGUUGGUAUUUACAGAGAACCCCAUCAUAUAGCAUGAACGUUUUAAGUUAUUUCAAGUCGCAGAAACCCGCUACAGAGAACCAUAGGCAGUCGGCCGACGAAGCACCUCGAGAAACUAUUGACGAGGAAGUUAGACAUGAAAUUUCAGAAUGUAUUGACAUCGACGAUGAUGAUGCACAUUCUGUCUGUUCAGGAGGGUGCCAUUCCGCGGAUGAGGAUAUCGUUAGAGGUGAAGAAGUGUUCAAGAAGUUGCAGAUCGAUAAGGAGACCCCGUUGUUUAAUUCAUCUAAGACACCCAAGCUCCAUUUCGUGGUCCCCACUUCACAAAUUGAUUGGCAAUUUGACGCAUGUAUGGAGAACGAAAAAUCUGUGCAAUAUAAGAUUAACCAAUGGUGUCAGGAUCAUGCGGACGAGUAUUUGCAGACCGGUGAGGGUCAAACGUUGACAUGUAGUGUCACUUCAUUACCAAAGGACAUUAUGGAUAUUGAAGUCAUGAGAGGAACCAAGAAUAACGUUCUUAUAUUACCCCAUUUUAUAUGGAUCAAUGAUCUCAAGAGUGAUGACGUGAAGAACACAUUGGAUGAAUUAGUACCCGUUUUGUUGGAUCAUAACUUGGAUAAGGAAACCCUUCUGAAGCAGAAAUCCAAUCUAUCCCUAGCCAGAGAAAAGGCGUUCGUGUUUAUUUGUUCUCAUACAACAAGAGAUAAGAGGUGUGGAGUUACAGCACCAUAUUUAAAGAAAACUUUUGAAAAACAGUUACAACCUCAUGGAUUGUAUAGAGAUAACUCUGAUUUUAGGCCCGAUGGUGUGAAUGUAUGUUUCAUUAACCAUGUUGGAGGUCAUAAAUUUGCAGGGAACGUUCAAAUAUAUCUGAAAAACGAUCAUACACUCAUUUGGUUGGGACGUAUCACUCCAAAAAAUGUACCCACCAUUGCAGAAAACGUCCUUAUCCCAGAAAAGCCCACUUUACCAUUACCUGAAAAGGUGAGGUGUAUAAAGAAAUAUGCAGCAUGGUAA